GACGACCGUAGUGUGUAGUGGGUAUUAUAGUACGCACGUCUUGCGCCAUUCCGUCGUCUACACAUGGACGUGUCACACGUGUAGUUUGUGCCCGCGCUGCACACCGUAACGACUUAACGCGCCUUAUCGUUUUUUUUUUUUUUUUUUUUAUCGACAUUAUAAAAAGGAUUUUACGACGGAAAAUUCGUCGUCGUGCGACACAACAAUAUUAUACCGUCAUCGAUUAUAAUAUAUAAAUAUAUUUAAAAAAAAAAAAAAUUACAUUUAUAUUUUUUGAUUUUUACGCGUGUUCUGUGUUCGUCUGACAUUGUGUGCGGGAGGCUGCAACAGUGCCGCGGCGAUAAACGCUGUCCGCUGAUUCCAUCGCGUAUUUGCGUGCACCUAUUUAAAAUACUCGUACGCCGCGGUGUAUGUAUAUUAUAAUAAAAUAUAAAUAUAUGAAAUAAUCGACGACCAUCCGGCCCGGAGCACCGCCGCCGAGAAUAUUGUGUACAAUUUUUUAAAAUUUUUAAAAAUAGAAAAACCGCGCGGCACAUGCGCCACGAGUUCUAUUAUUGUACGGACGCAGGUCGAAUUACUCGUACUCGUGCCGUGGCGGGAGGGCGACUGUGGAAUUCAACACGACGACGACGACGGCAUAACCGUUCGUAUCUUCACCGCAGUGGCAACAGCACACCGCCGGUGUCACGCCGUUAUCAGUGCCGCGGCCGUUGUUAUCAGUGACGUUUGUUUUCGUUAUUUUUGUUAAAAUUUUCUAUUAUUGUUGUUCCCGUGUACCCGUACCCCCGAAGUCCUAGGUCUCUCGCGGACCCCAAGUAAAAUCACGUCCCAGUCCCGGUCCCUCCCCUCCCCUCCCCCCGGAUAGGAAAACGCGAGUGAGUCGUAUCGUACUCGCCGUUUUCCGCGGUCGGCCGGCGCUGACCGUAUCGCGUGUGCGUGCAGUGCGUGGAUGACCAGUCGUAGGCGGUCAAGUGCAUGAGGUGGACAGCGAUGGACAGUGCGUCUGGCGGUGGCGGCCGCGACAAUAGAUUCGGCAUGGGUUACGCGUCGAACAUGUCGCUGUUGGACCCGUCGGACAUUUACAACAACGGCGUCGGCGGCCAACAGCAACGGCCGUCCACGUCGCGCACACCGCCCAUGAUGGGAUGCGGUCCCGGCGGUCCUGUUCACCAGCGCGGCAUCAAGCGAACGAUGGGCCCCGGCACCAACAUGUGCUACGAACCGACCGACCACCAUCGGUUGGUCGACGACAAUUUUUCGCCACCCUCCGUCAAGGACGUGUCGCCGUCGAACGGCAAGAAAACCAAGGGCCGUGUGAAAAUCAAAAUGGAGUACAUUGAGAAUAAGUUGCGCAGAUACACAACGUUCUCCAAGAGGAAAACCGGCAUCAUGAAGAAGGCAUAUGAGUUGUCAACGUUAACAGGCACUCAAGUGAUGUUAUUAGUAGCAUCUGAAACGGGACAUGUUUAUACCUUUGCCACGCGCAAGUUACAGCCGAUGAUUACUUCAGAAGCUGGCAAAGCGCUAAUUCAAACAUGCUUAAAUUCACCAGACCCGUGUCCGUCCUCAUCGGGUGCAAACUCAGGAGACCAACGCAUGUCAGCAACUGGAUUCGAGGAGACUGAUCUGUCUUACAACAUUGGUGACGACCACGAUUCCAAAGAAACCGACGGGAUGAGUUCUAGAGCGUCGGACAGCGGCGCGGAGUCUAGCGGAUCGGAAUCACCGCCCCCCGCAGCAACAGGUCCAGCCACGCGGUCACCGCCGUCUCCGUCGCCGCCGACGUCCUCGGCCGCGGCAGCAGCAGCAGCAGCCGCCGCGUCUCCCGGGAUUUUCAGAUUGACGUCGAGCAACGCAGAAUUAGUGUACUCAAACCUAGCAGCCAUGGUUAAUUCGUCCGGCGCUUCCGGUCCACAACAACAGGCGGCCGUCCUGUUCCGGUUGGGGCAGUUAGGCCGACAGCUUCAGGCGUCCGGACAACAGCCGUUCAUACUGCCCAUGCCGAAUCCGCCAGCGGCUCACCAGACGCCCGCCGAUCUCAGCAGCAAGUCGUCGCGGAAUAAAUCAGAACUCUGAAAUCCUUACAGGCGGCCGGCGUCUAUGUAACUUCCAAAGUACAUGACAUUAUAAUAAUAUGUACCUGAAUAUACAUGUGCACGCCCGCGAUAGCGUCUUACAAAAUAUUUAUAUGUUUAUUAUUAUUAUUGUUGCGAUAUGUUAUAUAGAUUUUUUUCACACA
Melanaphis sacchari is the source of this 2239-nucleotide messenger RNA. RefSeq names its product serum response factor homolog (gene bs). Gene Ontology annotation, biological process: positive regulation of transcription by RNA polymerase II. The transcript has 4 exons. Gene Ontology annotation, molecular function: RNA polymerase II cis-regulatory region sequence-specific DNA binding; protein dimerization activity; DNA-binding transcription factor activity, RNA polymerase II-specific. The coding region runs from base 976 to 2076 and encodes 366 amino acids. NCBI's taxonomy places the organism in Eukaryota, Metazoa, Arthropoda, Insecta, Hemiptera, Aphididae. The record is from RefSeq and is a predicted model, not a curated record.